Aegilops tauschii subsp. strangulata is the source of this 4396-nucleotide messenger RNA. The record is from RefSeq and is a predicted model, not a curated record. NCBI's taxonomy places the organism in Eukaryota, Viridiplantae, Streptophyta, Magnoliopsida, Poales, Poaceae.
UCCUCUAAACAAGAUCGGAACAAGAUCUGCCCCAUCUAUGGCGUCUUGAAGAACAAAGCCGACGCAGGAACACCUGCUUCCUCCUCCUUACUUCAAAAAUCAGAUCUGGAGAGAAAAAAUCGGACCUACCUGCCCCUAAGAAGGUUGAUUGUUCAUGAUGAUUGAUCUGAAUGAACCACCGCUUGACGUAGAGUCCAUCAACAUUUCAGUCGAGUUGGGUGCACCCUUCUUGCAUGCAGGGGUGAACAGGGACAUCAACAACUGGAGGAGGAGGUUGGUGAGUCUCCUGACCCCAAUGUUGGAUCUAACACUACUCAUGUCCCGGAUAAACGUGUUGCCGCUCCCCCACCUAUGGUUGCUCCUGCUAAUGCUUUAGUUCAUGAGGCACGUGAGUUGGAAGAUGAAGAAGCUGGAUCACAGCCACAACAACCUUAUGUUGGCAUGCGCUUCGACACAUUAGAGGAUGCGAGGGAACACUACAAUCGCUAUGCUUUGAUGGAGGGCUUUUCAAUCAAGUCAAAUACGUCUUACAGGUCGGCCUACACAGGUGUGGUGGAAAAACAGCAAUUCUGCUGUAACAAGUUCCGCAAACCAGUAGAGAGGGUUGGGAUCCCGGAUGUUCCCUCAUCGAGCAAAAACACUACAUGUCCAAGCUCACCUGAACAAGAUGUUGAAGAUGAUGUCGAGGAACACACUUUCAAGAAGAAGAGGAAACGGGAAACUGUGAAGCAAACAAAAUGCCGUGCUAAGAUGGUGGUGAAGCUUAAAGAUGACAGAUGGGAGGUUAUCACUUUUAUUGCAGAUCAUAACCAUCCACCGAUUGAGAAGCCAUCGCUUUCGAAAUACCUCCGUUCUCACCAAGGAAUCCCGCCGGAACAGAAAAAACUACUGACUCACCUAAAUGACUGCAACUUGACAGCAGGAAAAAUGAUGAUGUUAAUGUCAUCAUACUACGGCUCGGAGUUGAUUGUUCCGUACACAACUAAAGCCAUCCAUAACCACUGUUCGAAGCUCAACGCCCCAACUAAAGACAUUGGCAUUGAAGAAACACUAAACUAAUUUUGCAAGGUGAUGGAAAAUGACCCAGGAUUAUUCUUUAAAUGCAAGACAGAUGCGGAAGGCGGGACAGAAAACUUGUUUUGGGUGGAUGGUGCGGCACGGAAAGCAUACACGGAGGCUUAUCAUGAUUGCGUGUCAUUUGAUGCAACUUACCUCACGAACAUGUACAAUAUGCUGUUUGCCCCCUUCAUUGGAAUCAACAGACAUGGGCAGUCAAUAAUGCUUGGGUGUGGAUUUGUCCGGCAGGAACUAGCCUCAAGUUAUGACUGGUUAUUUGAUGCUUUCCUAGAAGCAAUGGAUGGUUUGGCUCCGGACAACAUCAUCACGGACCAAGAUGUUGCUAUGGCACAAUCUAUCAAGAGGAAGUCCCGGCAAUGAUUCACCGUUGCUGCGGUUGGCAUAUAAUGAAGAAAGCACAAGAGAAGCUUGGCCCCGUGUUGGCUAGGAACCCGGAUUUGGUAAAAGACUUCAAUGAAUGCAUUGACUUCAGUUUCACCUCGGCUGAGUUUGAAAGGAAACGGGCUGCACUUCAAUUGAAAUAUGAAGGUCUUAUGCAUGGUCACUUUGAGAAACUCUAUGAAGAUCGGGCUACAUGGGUGCCGUGUUACUUCAAAUUCAGGUUCUUCCCUUUCCUUCAGUCAACGCAACGCAGCGAAGGGUUCAAUGCUGUGUUGAAGCGCUAUGUGAACCCACACAAGUCAAUUCUCAACUUCGUCAAGCAAUAUGAGAAAAUUCAGGUACACAUACUCGUGAGGGAGGACGGGAACGACUACCGGACAAAACAUCUAGAGGCACAAAGAUGGUCGCGUUUCCCCAUUGAGAGGCAUGCCUACAAAGCAUACACUAGGGACAUCUAUGUGAAGUUUAGAACUGAGUUUCAGAUGAUUGGCCAGUACGAUGUGCGUCCCGCUAGAAUCAACUUCUAUUACCUUGAGCCCAAUACAGAAGAAGUCCUAGGGUAUGGCUCGAGGAAGUACCUAGUCACAGUGAGACCAGAGCCAGCUAUCUACGAUUGCGAAUGUUGCAAGUGGCAUAGGGACGACAUGCUUUGUUGCCAUGUCUUGAAAAUCUUCACACACCUUGGCGUUAAUGAGAUACCUGAACACUACAUCAAGCGCCGCUGGACGCAACAUGCAGUACCAAGUGCACCACCGCCACCUAACGAGGGCCCUCCGCAUGACUUGCCCGCUGAGUUAGAGAACCAAGUUCGGCAAGUGACUCUGACAAUGGAUUUUGCAAAGCUAGCCAAGAAGGCAAUGACUAGUGAUGAGGCAGCCGCUGUAGUUAGGAGGCACAUGAAAGCAGCAGAUACCGAGGUUACUAAGCUGAAUAAACUGAGGAAGAAGAGGCUAAAGGCAGCCCGGGAAGCGGCUCGUGCUAGGGAAGCAUCAAACCCUAAUGCCCCAAGUACUUCAAACCAACCUCCUGCCCCCCUUGCUCCUAUGGAUCCACCUCAUUCAGUCACGAAAGGGCGCAGCCGCAGCAAGCGCUUCAAAUCAGCCCUGGAACUACACCCUAAGAAAAAGAACAAGUGCAGCAUUUGUGAAUCAAUCGACCACACUGCUGCGACGUGCCUAGGGAAGCUGAUGUGAUCGUUACCACAUGAAGGGAAUGACCUCCCGGGCUUGCAAAACUAGCGGAAAGUAAGGAAAAAAGAGCAAACAGUGUCCUGGUAGAUGAAGCAAUUGAGGUCUGGUUUCUGAGCAAAUGUAGAAGGGAAAUCAAGCAACUGCCAGCUUCAAGAAAAAAGCAAACGAUGAAAUCAUUUGCAUGGACUUGUUUUGAUUUAUGUGUUUUCCUAGCUUUAAAUUCACAAAUUGGAGACUGUGUGGAGGUAGAUGCUUGACAUUUGUGCUUAUAUUCCUUACUCGUAAAACAUGCAAAAACCUAUGGGCGCUUGUGAUUUAUGCAAACAUGUUAUAGGUGGUUUGGGGCAAACUUUUGUGAGUUUUGUAAUGGAACACAUUAGUAUUCACAUUUGAUAUUCUCUAAUGGAACACAUUGAUCAGGAAAAAAAAUGUACCUAUAUAUUUGUUCACUUGUUGGCCGGUUUGAGGAUCUCCUGCCAUGGAAUCUUGUUCAGGUCACACUUCAGCAUCGAGAUGGUCAUCUUCUUCCUGAUGUUUGGUAUGUCGCUUUGUCCGUAGUUCGGGAGCCACGUCCCGUUCCACAAUAACGCGUUCAUCAAUGCGAAUAUGCUACAGUCACCGCUGCAAAAAAACCAAAAUGUCAAGAAAGCACUUGCAAAAAAAAAGCAAAACACUACGUCUUAUAACAACGAUAUGUAUGUAUGUGGGUUGGUCCUUACGAUACAGUCUGCUUUGGUGCAUCGAUAUCCACAAGUGGGAACUGGUCCAUUGUCUUUGCUUGUUUUGGAUAGUACUUGUCCCACAACACACGAACUGCAGCUACAAUAGCCCUUGCAACAUCAUCCAGCCUCUUGCUUUUCUUUAACAUCCUCCAUGAGUCAAACACUUCGAACCUUUUGUCCCUCAGAUUGAUGUUGAGUACCCAGUAGUGGUGUGCACCAUUGGCGUUCUCUGGGUCUAAAUUUUCAAGCACAUGAAUCAUAACCUUCAAGAAAGAAAACCAUGUUAGCAUACCAAAAAAACCAUCAACUACUGAUAUGUUUUUGGGCAACUCUAUAUGUUUGUAUGGGCAACAUUUCAUAUGAUUUUUAGGCAACUCUAUAGAAUUUUAUUCAACUUCUGGCAUAACUCUCAAAACACUAAAAAAAUGUGUAUGAAGCUUCUGCAAAAUGGCUUAUCAGGCAACUCAGUGGCUUUUUAUGAGCAACUCAUCAUGUGAUUUCAAGCAACUCCUAUGAUUUUCUGACAUCAGCUUCUAGAAAAAAAAAUCUAAGAAAAAACAGAAUAGAGCCUUUUAUCAUGUUUGACAACUAGUAAAACACAUGGACCAUACCAUGUCUUGCUCAUCCAAACGGUUUGAUUUUUUGAACCUAUCAUGCAGCUCCCUCACAUCUAGAUCGAGCCUCUGAAGCCAAGUCUGUGGGGAAAUGUAGAAUCAGAUAAUAAAGCAACAGCUUCAGUGCCAAAAAACAAAAAAAGGAAGAAACUAUGGGUUUUUAUUUCUCUUACCGAAAACCUAACAGGCAUGAUUAUUUUCUUGGACCCCACCUGUCUGUUGUACAUGAUUGCUUCAAUCCCUAACUCAAAGGCACGUGUCUUCAUCCAUCCUGCCUUCCUCAUUGAUUGAGCAAGCUCCUUGAUUGUGCAGAAGUAACCACGAUAGUUUAUGAUUUGCGGCCUGUAGAACAAACAGAAAGGCUCUGUUAAGAAAAAUAACAAUAGGAGAGAUCAUUGCAUGCAAAAAAAGA